Peronospora belbahrii is the source of this 759-nucleotide messenger RNA. The record is from the annotation of a GenBank genome assembly. NCBI's taxonomy places the organism in Eukaryota, Oomycota, Peronosporomycetes, Peronosporales, Peronosporaceae.
AUGCAAACGCCUGGACUCGAGGAACGUAAGAAAGCGCUGGAGAAGAAGUUUGUCGAAAAACGACCACCACUAGCCUAUGCGAAGCUCAGUGGACGUGUAUUGGAUGAUGUACCUUUUGAGAAACUCGUUACACACUUGCCAGCGGAGCUCGGACGUGGUCCCAUCUCGUCGUUGCCUGAUCAUCGCAUUGCAUUGGGUGAACACAAGGCUAUUUCACGCUUACAUGCACGUAUUCAGUGGAAUCAGACCGAGAGUUGCUUUGAACUGCAAUGUCUAGGCAAGAAUGGUAUGUUUGCAGACGGUAAAUUCGUGUCUAAGAACCAGACAAUUAAGCUCAGUUCCAAGACAGCCCUUAAAAUUGGACACGCACGUGUCUAUUUCCUAUGUGCCAUUCGCUCCACUAUCAGCACGAUGAGUGGGUUCAAAAUUAUCCAAAAGGCGUUUGAGAAAGCGAAAUAUCACAAGGGAGUGACGGCAAUGACGGCCGAUCAAGUGUGUGAUCAGAUUCUAGAGAGCUACUCCAAGAGUGAGCACGAGCUUGGUGGAAAAGAACAUUUGCGUACAUUUGUUACAGCAUACUUGCAGGAAGACACUGGUGCGUUCGAGCGAAAUGAAGAAGGAUCAUUUCCCGUGCCCGUCUACAAAAUGAUACCGAUGGCUGCCGGUGAAUCGAAGAAACAGAGUGUGGUCGUCAACGCAACCUCUAAACCUGAGGAAAGUACUGAGGCUGCGUUAAAGAAGCAGAAGACUGCUGUAUAA